AUGCUACAGCUCGUAUUUUACGCUCUGCCCAGUGGAAUAGCUCAAGUGCUGACCGAAAUGCAGCGAACUUAUAGCGAUUUGACAUUCUAUCCCUUGGCUAUCGAUACCACAGCUUAUCGCAACACCCUCUCUCUUGCCAUUGUUGAUCGCAAUCAGAAAGUAAUCUCUGCCAAUGAUUCGCGUGAUAUCGUCGCGAGAUUCUUCAAAAUGGACGAGUUUGCUCAUGCUCUGCUAGAGUCAACGGAAACAGAUCUUUGUGCCAAUGUCUCUUGUGCCAAUAAUGGGACAUGUCAGCAGAAGGUUGUGUGGAAAAGAAAGAGCUCAACAUUUACGGAACCAGAGUCGAUAUGGAGCAUACCGGAGGGAGUGGGAAUGGCUAGAUGCGAUUGUGCUGUUGGCUUUACGGGUGAGAGAUGCGAAAACGUCAAAAAGUGUGAUCGUACCAGUUGUCCUGAUGGAGAGUGCACAGAGGACGGAGACUGUGUUAGAGAUUGCGAGAAGACUUGCAAAAAUGGAAUCUGCUCAAAUGGCAUUUGCGAAUGUCUGCUAGGAUUCGCUGGAGCUGACUGUUCCUUGAGAACAUACGGUACUGCAACCGAGCAAAAGCGCAGAAAAACCGUCAAGAUGCUGAAGAAGCUAUCAACUCCAAAAGCACCUUGUUCGGACCUAGAGUGUGGAAAAGGAGAAUGUCUGGUACAAAGCGGCCGUUCGAGCACUUGCCGUUGUCCUGGAGGAUUUGUAGCAAAAGACUGCUCAUCUGAUUCCCAUGUGCUAUCAUUAUCAAAGAGCUCCGCCACCUUUACACCAACAACAGAACUGAGAACAGAGCUGGAGCUAAAUCACUCACCGCUGUUAACCAAUGAGUUCUGUAACGGCAGUCAAUCAAUAUCCAUCGAUUUCCGAACGAAGAGUUCACACGGUGUCAUUGUUGCAUUGUCCUAUGAAGCUGAAUUCGCUGUUAUUGAGGUGAGGUGACA
Messenger RNA from Cylicostephanus goldi, 977 nucleotides. The record is from the annotation of a GenBank genome assembly. NCBI's taxonomy places the organism in Eukaryota, Metazoa, Nematoda, Chromadorea, Rhabditida, Strongylidae.